UCCUCUGCUACUUAUUCGUAGCCCUAGCAGUGACUGCGUGGAGCUUCCACGCUGCAACUCCAAGGACCUUCCUCCUUGAGCCUGCACGACCUGCUGUGACAGCGAGCAGCCUUCUCCUGACUCUUCCUCCUGAGGAUUUAGAAGCAGAAGGCAGUUCUACUCCCCUACAAAGGAGCUGGGCAUUGCAGCCAUGAAGUACAUGUUGAACCUCUAUCUGCUGGGGGUCGUAUUGACCCUGCUAUCUAUCUUUGUUAGACUGAUGGAGUCAGUCGGGAGCUUACUGGAGAGCCCAGUGCCUGGGAGCCCCUGGAUCGCCAGAGGUCAGCUAGCCAACACAGAGCCUCCCAAAGGCCUUCCAUACCAUCCAUCUGGAGGAGUACAGUAA
Messenger RNA from Arvicola amphibius (Eurasian water vole), 385 nucleotides. Its product is annotated as hypoxia-inducible lipid droplet-associated protein-like. The coding region runs from base 191 to 385 and encodes 64 amino acids. Gene Ontology annotation, cellular component: lipid droplet. The transcript has a single exon. Gene Ontology annotation, biological process: autocrine signaling; positive regulation of cytokine production; positive regulation of lipid storage. NCBI's taxonomy places the organism in Eukaryota, Metazoa, Chordata, Mammalia, Rodentia, Cricetidae. The record is from RefSeq and is a predicted model, not a curated record.